Salvelinus fontinalis (brook trout) is the source of this 2031-nucleotide messenger RNA. RefSeq lists its product as uncharacterized. The record is from RefSeq and is a predicted model, not a curated record. The transcript is spliced from 2 exons. Bases 1 to 2031 code for a protein of 676 amino acids. Lineage: Eukaryota; Metazoa; Chordata; Actinopteri; Salmoniformes; Salmonidae.
AUGGACUGGGAGCCCUCCCUACAGCCCUACAGCCCUCCAUAUAGCCCUCCCUACAGCCCUCCUUAUAGCCCUCCCUACAGCCCUCCAUAUAGCCCUCCCUACAACCCUCCCUACAGCCCUCCCUACAACCCUCCCUACAGCCCUCCCUACAGCCCUCCCUAUAGCCCUCCCUACAGCCCUCCCUAUAGCCCUCCCUACAGCCCUCCCUACAGCCCUCCCUACAGCCCUCCCUAUAGCCCUCCCUACAGCCCUCCCUACAGCCCUCCAUAUAGCCCUCCCUACAGCCCUCCCUACAGCCCUCCAUAUAGCCCUCCAUAUAACCCUCCCUACAACCCUCCCUACAACCCUCCCUACAGUCCUCCCUAUAGCCCUCCCUACAGCCCUCCCUACAACCCUCCCUACAGUCCUCCCUACAGCCCUCCCUACAACCCUCCCUACAGCCCUCCAUAUAGCCCUCCCUACAGCCCUCCCUGUAGCCCUCCCUACAGCCCUCCCUUUAGCCCUCCCUACAGCCCUCCCUAUAACCCUCCCUACAGCCCUCCCUACAGCCCUCCCUACAGCCCUCCCUACAGCCCUCCCUACAGCCCUCCCUACAGCCCUCCCUACAGCCCUCCCUACAGCCCUCCAUAUAGCCCUCCCUACAGCCCUCCAUAUAGCCCUCCAUAUAACCCUCCCUACAGCCCUCCCUAUAACCCUCCCUACAGCCCUCCCUACAGCCCUCCCUACAGCCCUCCCUACAGCCCUCCCUACAGCCCUCCCUAUAGCCCUCCCUACAGCCCUCCCUACAGCCCUCCCUAUAGCCCUCCCUAUAGCCCUCCCUACAGCCCUCCCUACAGCCCUCCCUACAGCCCUCCAUAUAGCCCUCCCUACAGCCCUCCAUAUAGCCCUCCCUACAGCCCUCCCUACAGCCCUCCCUACAGCCCUCCCUAUAGCCCUCCCUAUAGCCCUCCCUAUAGCCCUCCCUAUAGCCCUCCCUACAGCCCUCCCUACAGCCCUCCCUACAGCCCUCCCUACAGCCCUCCCUAUAGCCCUCCCUAUAGCCCUCCCUACAGCCCUCCCUAUAGCCCUCCCUACAGCCCUCCAUAUAACCCUCCCUAUAACCCUCCCUACAACCCUCCCUACAACCCUCCCUACAGCCCUCCCUAUAGCCCUCCCUACAGCCCUCCCUACAGUCCUCCCUAUAGCCCUCCCUACAGCCCUCCCUACAGCCCUCCUUAUAGCCCUCCCUACAACCCUCCCUACAGCCCUCCCUACAACCCUCCCUACAGCCCUCCAUAUAACCCUGCCUACAGCCCUCCCUAUAACCCUCCCUACAGCCCUCCUUAUAGCCCUCCCUACAACCCUCCCUACAGCCCUCCCUACAACCCUCCCUACAGCCCUCCAUAUAACCCUCCCUACAGCCCUCCCUAUAACCCUCCCUACAACCCUCCCUAUAACCCUCCCUACAACCCUCCCUAUAACCCUCCCUAUAACCCUCCAUAUAGCCCUCCCUACAGCUCUCCCUAUAACCCUCCCUAUAACCCUCCCUACAACCCUCCCUACAGCCCUCCCUACAACCCUCCCUACAGCUCUCCCUAUAACCCUCCCUACAACCCUCCCUACAGCUCUCCCUAUAACCCUCCCUACAGCCCUCCCUACAACCCUCCCUACAGCCCUCCCUACAGCCCUCCCUACAACCCUCCCUACAACCCUCCCUACAACCCUCCCUACAACCCUCCCUACAGCCCUCCCUACAACCCUCCCUACAGCCCUCCAUAUAGCCCUCCCUACAGCCCUCCCUACAACCCUCCCUACAGCCCUCCCUACAGCCCUCCCUACAACCCUCCCUACAGCCCUCCCUACAACCCUCCCUACAGCCCUCCCUACAACCCUCCCUACAGCCCUCCCUACAACCCUCCCUACAGCUCUCCCUAUAACCCCAGACACCUUGAGUCACCAAAGUCAGGCCCUCCCAUCAUGUUUAGAACGCUUCCCAGACAACGGAGGUUCUCCAUGCCAACAUCUGACUCCCACACCCUUACUAGUCACUAG